AUGUUAACAGCAAGGACAUUGAAAGCGUCAAUUCCGCGUUCGAGCCGCCAGAUUCGCACCACCGGCACCGCCCCGACCGUCGCUGUCCUACACCAGGCAAUCGACCCCCCGGUCAUCAAUGGCGUGCGCAAACCGCGCAAGCCAGGAGGCUACCAAGACUCCAGCGCAGACAUCGCCUACACGCUACAGCAACAAGGCAUCAGGGUUGUCAAAGCGGAUGCAGACGCGCCCGUGUCCGCGCACGAGGGCUGGUCCUUCCCCGAUACAGAAGAGGGUAUCUACUCCGCUGUGCGGCAGGGCGUUACGCAUUUCUGGGCGAAUACGAUUCUGUUUAGUUCGCAUCCGCUGCAGACGUCGGAUAGGUUGACGCCGCUGGCGGAGCGGGUGUAUGUUGUUGGUCAGCCGCCCGGCUUGGUUGAGAAUUUUGACGAUAAGGCGUAUCUGAAUGGUCAACUGGCAGGGAUUGGCGGGUUUACUUUACCACGGUCGUGGCUUGUUACGGCUGAGGAUGUUGGAGAUGUUGUUCGGUCUAUAGACCGGUAUCCUGUUGUUGGGAAGCCGGUGCGUGGGAGGGGAAGCCACGGGGUGAAGGUUUGUCAUGAUAAGGCGGAGUUGCAGCGUCAUACGGAGGCUCUGCUUGCUGAGUCGCCGCUGGUUAUGCUGGAGGAGUUUCUCGCUGGUGAGGAGGCGACUAUCACUGUGAUGCCGCCGACGCCGAGCAACCCUCGGCACUGGAGUAUGGUACCGGUUACGCGGUUCAACCAUGAUGACGGUAUUGCGCCGUAUAACGGUGUAGUGGCAGUCACGGCGAAUUCGAGGGUCGUCAAUCUGGAUGAGCUCAAAGAUCCGGCGUAUGGAAAGGUAAUGCGACAGUGUGAAGAGGUUGCAAAGUUGAUAGGAGCCACUGCUCCGAUUCGUAUUGAUGUACGCCGGUUCCAGCAUGGGUCGGAAUUCGCGCUUUUUGAUAUCAAUAUGAAGCCUAAUAUGACAGGUCCCGGCCGGCCAGGACGUGAGGAUCAGGCAAGUCUGACGGCCAUCGCUGCGGCUUCCAUGGGAUGGGACUAUGGGACGCUGCUGGAGAAUAUCCUCCAUGGUGCUCAGUCGCUCAGUGCCUUCCGGAACUACCGCAGUCCUUUCUAG
Molecule: messenger RNA, 1140 nt
Organism: Aspergillus puulaauensis
Lineage: Eukaryota; Fungi; Ascomycota; Eurotiomycetes; Eurotiales; Aspergillaceae
Exons: 3
Coding region: 1-1140 (379 amino acids)
Biological process (GO): peptidoglycan biosynthetic process
Molecular function (GO): metal ion binding; ATP binding; D-alanine-D-alanine ligase activity
Source: RefSeq, a predicted model, not a curated record